AUGUCCUCCCCGUCAAUGGCUCAGGAAGUUCGCACAUCAGCGCCACCCCCUCUACCGGCGCUUCGGGUGGCCCAGCGUCCUGCUGCCACAGAAGCAGUUGAGGAUGUACUCUACGGAUCGAUCGCAGGCAUCGUUGGAAAGUACAUAGAAUAUCCCUUUGAUACAGUAAAGGUUCGAUUACAAUCGCAGCCAGACCGACUGCCGCUCAGGUACAAUGGCCCGCUGGACUGCUUCCGCCAAUCCAUCCACGCCGACGGAGUCCUGGGACUGUACCGUGGCAUCACGGCACCUUUGGUUGGGGCAGCAGUGGAGACAAGCAGUCUAUUCUUCUUUGAAAGAGUAGCACGUGAGCUUGUCUUUGUCUCUGGAUAUUGUGCGCGCGGCGAACUGCUGCCUUUGCCUGCUCUAUGGGCUACCGGAGCCAUGUCUGGAGCCUUUACAUCUUUUCUGCUCACCCCUAUCGAGCUAGUCAAGUGCAAAAUCCAAGUGCCUGAUGUCGGUGCUCGAAGGGCGCCUCUCAAGCCCCUUGCCGUGAUACGGGAUGUGUUCCGCCACCAGGGGCUCGCCGGGUUUUGGCGUGGACAGACGGGCACGCUGAUUCGAGAGGCGGGAGGCUCCGCCGCCUGGUUCGGUAGCAAGGAGACCACGAGCAAGCUGAUGCGUGACCACAACGUGCGCAACGCUGCGAGUGACGCCGAGCGGCAAGCUCUCCGCACCAGCCCGUUGCCUCUGUGGCAACAGGCGUUGGCAGGCGCUUCAGCAGGAAUGUCAUAUAAUUUCUUGUUCUUCCCGGCGGACACAAUUAAAUCGCGGAUGCAGACCGCUCCAUUUGGCCGGUCGACGGCCAACCACACCUUUUGGAAAGAGACCGUGUCACUUUGGAAUCAGGCCGGCCUAAAAGGAUUCUACAGAGGCUGCGGCAUUACUGUUGCUCGCUCUGCGCCCAGCUCGGCUUUUAUUUUUAUGGUAUAUGAUGGCAUGAAGACCUACAUACCACUUGCUUGA
Messenger RNA from Pyricularia pennisetigena, 1005 nucleotides. RefSeq lists its product as uncharacterized. Bases 1 to 1005 code for a protein of 334 amino acids. Gene Ontology annotation, molecular function: L-ornithine transmembrane transporter activity. Gene Ontology annotation, biological process: mitochondrial L-ornithine transmembrane transport. NCBI's taxonomy places the organism in Eukaryota, Fungi, Ascomycota, Sordariomycetes, Magnaporthales, Pyriculariaceae. The transcript has 2 exons. The record is from RefSeq and is a predicted model, not a curated record.